GCUUCACUUCCGGCGCUUUUGUAGAGCCGCUUGUGCUGGGGCCAAGUGUUUUAACCCCGCCGGCGGCCUGGCCGGGUGCGGCUCUGGCUUGAGAACGCGGCCGUAGGCGCAUGGAAGGCCCCUCGGAAGGGGAGGCGCCCGCGGCGGCGCUGGCCGCCGUGCUGAAGCACAGCUCUGCGCUGCCGCCCGAGAGUGCCCAGGUCCGGGGCUAUGACUUCAACCGCGGUGUGGAUUACCGCGCACUGCUGGAAUCCUUCGGCACCACCGGCUUCCAGGCCACCAACUUCGGGCGCGCGGUGCAGCAAGUCAACGCAAUGAUCGAGAAGAAGCUGGAGCCGCUGUCACAGGAGGAGGACCAGCAUGCAGACCUGACCCAGAGCCGCCGCCCGCUCACCGGCUGCACCAUUUUCCUGGGCUACACGUCCAAUCUCAUCAGCUCGGGCAUCCGUGAGACCAUCCGCUACCUUGUACAGCACAACAUGGUAGAUGUCCUGGUGACCACGGCGGGGGGCGUGGAGGAGGAUUUCAUCAAGUGCCUGGCACCCACCUACCUGGGCGAGUUUAGCCUCAGGGGGAAGGAGCUCCGGGAGAAUGGGAUCAACAGGAUUGGGAACCUAUUGGUGCCCAAUGACAAUUACUGCAAGUUUGAGGAUUGGCUCAUGCCCAUUCUGGAUCAGAUGGUGCUGGAGCAGAACACAGAGGGUGUGAAGUGGACACCGUCCAAGAUGAUCGCCCGGCUCGGCAAGGAGAUCAACAAUCCAGAGUCGGUGUAUUACUGGGCCCAGAAGAACCAUAUCCCUGUGUUGAGCCCAGCGCUCACGGAUGGCUCGUUGGGUGACAUGAUCUUCUUCCAUUCCUACAAGAAUCCUGGCCUGGUCCUGGACAUCGUUGAGGACCUGAGGCUCAUCAAUACACAGGCCAUCUUUGCCAAGCGUUCUGGAAUGAUCAUCCUGGGUGGGGGCCUGAUCAAGCACCAUAUUGCCAAUGCCAACCUCAUGGUGAGUGGGCUCACGGAGGGCAGUAAAAGGGUGCAGGCUGGGGGAUGUGGUCUAUCCCGGCUCUUCAGCCUGGCAUUCAUGGCCCUGUCUGACCUGGAUCUUGCCACCCUGACGUUUAUUUGCUGA
Molecule: messenger RNA, 1124 nt
Organism: Trichechus manatus latirostris (Florida manatee)
Lineage: Eukaryota; Metazoa; Chordata; Mammalia; Sirenia; Trichechidae
Gene: DHPS
Product: deoxyhypusine synthase
Exons: 8
Coding region: 111-1124 (337 amino acids)
Biological process (GO): peptidyl-hypusine biosynthetic process
Cellular component (GO): cytoplasm
Molecular function (GO): deoxyhypusine synthase activity
Source: RefSeq, a predicted model, not a curated record